Molecule: messenger RNA, 707 nt
Organism: Nipponia nippon (crested ibis)
Lineage: Eukaryota; Metazoa; Chordata; Aves; Pelecaniformes; Threskiornithidae
Source: RefSeq, a predicted model, not a curated record
AUGUCCAAGGCACUAGCGAACGAGAGCCGCGCAGCUGGCCCGCGAGAGGAUGGCGAGGGCGGCCCCAGGAGGAGGAGGUGGGGGCUGUUGGUCACUGCUGGUGUCGGUGGGACCUUGGUGGCACUCUAUGCUGCGGCCACCCCCUUCGUCACCCCGGCUCUGAGGAAGGUGUGCCUUCCCUUCGUUCCUGCAACUGCCACCCAGAUCCAGAAUGUGCUGAAAAUGUUAGAAAACAGAAGCGGCUCCCUAGUUGACAUUGGUAGCGGGGAUGGCCGUAUUGUGAUAGCAGCUGCAAAAAGGGGAUUCAAAGCUGUUGGUUAUGAAUUAAAUCCCUGGCUAGUCUGGUACUCCAGGUACCGUGCCUGGAGAGAUGGGGUACAUCAGAACACCAAAUUUUAUAUUUCGGACUUAUGGAAGGUUUCUUUUUCCCGUUAUACGAAUGUUGUUGUUUUUGGGGUACCUCAAAUGAUGCCACAGUUGGAGAAGAAGCUGCAAGAAGAACUUGAAUGUAAUGCCAGAAUCAUUGCUUGUCGUUUUCCUUUCCCUUGCUGGAUCCCAGAUUAUACUACUGGAGAGGGAAUAGACACUGUGUGGGCAUAUGAUUUGAAACAUUCUAGAGGAUGUGAAACAAAAAGCUUGGAAAUUACACCAGAGACAGAAUCUUAAACAUCUGAUUUGGUUUUGUACUGAAAUUUUUGGCUUUGACU